Messenger RNA from Chaetomium fimeti, 627 nucleotides. RefSeq lists its product as uncharacterized. The transcript has 4 exons. The coding region runs from base 1 to 627 and encodes 208 amino acids. The record is from RefSeq and is a predicted model, not a curated record. Lineage: Eukaryota; Fungi; Ascomycota; Sordariomycetes; Sordariales; Chaetomiaceae.
AUGGUCGAGGAUCACUUCGGAUUGUUGGAGAUGAGGGCAGACGGAACGGGGAACCACAUCGCCAAGAAGGAAACGAGAAAGCGGGGGAGACCAAGAAGGCCAACGGUCGAGCGGCCAUCCCAGUCUCCCCCAGUUAAGUUGACCCAGUUUGACCCCAGAUCAUGCACCGUCGUACCGGGUCUAUUGGGGGGGGGAGUUGGCCUGUCGGCAGUAUGGACACAGCAGUGGGAGCCGUCGAACCCCAAAUGUCUCCAUCUCGGCCUGUUCGGCAGCUUGACUGACCACAUGGGGAUCUGCUUCUCGACCGUCUCCAUCUGUGCAACCGUCACCCGGGUGCCCGGGUGCCUGGGACAGCCUGCCAGCUACCGCAUGGUCCGCAUGCCAUGCCGACCAGUCCAAGUUGAGAAUAGUCUUCCGGCCGAGACAAGGCGGAGGCGCUUGUGCAAGCCAGUCUACCCGACCAGAAGGGUCUGGACUCUGCAGCAACUGUGUGACGGUGGCAGGCGGGCAACGGUUCGGGGCACAGAUAUCGGACCGAGAUCUAAGUCCGAAACGUCGAGAAGGCCUCCGGGUAUCCCCCGGAAUAACAGGAUCGGCAAUGGUCCUAUGCGAGUCGAGUCGGGAUGA